AGCCAUGAGACCUCCAAGAGGUGGUGGAUUCAGGGGCAGGAGUGAUGGUGGCAGAGGCCGAGGAAGAGGAGGUGGAGGCCGAGGUGGUCCUGAAGGCCGGGGUGGUGGUGGAAGAGGACGCGGUGCUGGUCGAGGUGGUGGUGGAAGAGGGCGUGGUGGAGGUCGCGGUGGUGGCCGUGGAGGUGGAAUGAAGGGAGGAAGCAAAGUAGUGGUUCAGCCGCAUAGGCAUGAUGGAGUCUUCGUUGCCAAGGGGAAGGAAGAUGCCCUUUGUACCAAGAACAUGGUUGUCGGUGAAUCCGUUUAUGGUGAGAAGCGCGUUGCUGUGCAGAAUGAAGAUGGAACCAAGGUUGAAUACAGGGUUUGGAAUCCUUUCCGAUCGAAGCUUGCAGCAGCCAUUCUGGGUGGUGUUGACAGGAUUUACAUUGCUCCUGGAGCUCGGGUGCUUUACCUUGGAGCUGCAUCAGGAACUACAGUCUCUCACGUAUCUGAUAUUGUUGGGCCUACUGGAAUGGUUUAUGCUGUUGAGUUUUCACAUAGAAGUGGAAGGGACCUUGUUAACAUGGCAAAGAAGCGGACAAAUGUUAUUCCCAUUAUUGAAGACGCUAGGCAUCCUGCAAAGUACAGAAUGUUAGUUGGAAUGGUUGAUGUUAUCUUCUCUGAUGUUGCUCAGCCAGAUCAGGCUAGGAUUUUAGCGUUGAAUGCUUCAUACUUCUUGAAGAACGGGGGUCACUUUGUUAUAUCCAUCAAGGCCAAUUGCAUAGACUCCACCGUACCUGCUGAAGCUGUGUUUGCUCAAGAAGUAAAGAAGCUGCAGGCUGAGCAGUUCAAGCCUGAGGAGCAAGUCACUCUUGAACCUUUUGAGCGAGACCAUGCUUGUGUUGUUGGUGGAUAUCGGAUGCCGAAGAAGCAGAAGCCAGCUACUUGAAAAGCUUCGUCAGC
Asparagus officinalis (garden asparagus) is the source of this 939-nucleotide messenger RNA. RefSeq names its product mediator of RNA polymerase II transcription subunit 36a-like. Gene Ontology annotation, cellular component: small-subunit processome; box C/D methylation guide snoRNP complex; nucleolus. The coding region runs from base 5 to 925 and encodes 306 amino acids. Gene Ontology annotation, biological process: rRNA methylation; box C/D sno(s)RNA 3'-end processing. The transcript is spliced from 7 exons. Gene Ontology annotation, molecular function: histone H2AQ104 methyltransferase activity; rRNA methyltransferase activity; RNA binding. Lineage: Eukaryota; Viridiplantae; Streptophyta; Magnoliopsida; Asparagales; Asparagaceae. The record is from RefSeq and is a predicted model, not a curated record.